Messenger RNA from Lachancea fermentati, 282 nucleotides. Lineage: Eukaryota; Fungi; Ascomycota; Saccharomycetes; Saccharomycetales; Saccharomycetaceae. The record is from the annotation of a GenBank genome assembly.
AUGUCUGCGGUAUGGUUUUACCCAAGUGAUAAUAGGCCCAUAGGACCUACACAGCGUUUAGGAAUAUACCGCGGUAGGACGACAACUAAGACGAUCGAACUCAAUCGAUGCUUCUCCGAAAAGAAAAAUCGAGAAUUCUAGAUCGUGCAUCCUACUUAAUCUAAGUACCCGUCGACGGGGCUCUUCUGUCUCAUCCAUGAAACAUGGCAACAACCAACCACCAAUAAUACAAAUAGAAACGACUCAGACCCUGCCGAAGCAGAGGAGAAGUAUAAUACUUGA